Psilocybe cubensis is the source of this 921-nucleotide messenger RNA. RefSeq lists its product as uncharacterized. The coding region runs from base 1 to 921 and encodes 306 amino acids. NCBI's taxonomy places the organism in Eukaryota, Fungi, Basidiomycota, Agaricomycetes, Agaricales, Agrocybaceae. The transcript has 4 exons. The record is from RefSeq and is a predicted model, not a curated record.
AUGCGGCAUACUCACCGCGUCAAUCCUUUGCACAAAGUAGAAUGUUGGACAGGCACACACUUCCGGCCGGCUCAGCUAUGGGAGACUGGUACCUAUAUCCUUAUACUCCAUCAUAUAGGAGAUUCUAUAUGUUCUUCAUUGAACUUCCAGAUUAAUUAUCUUGAAAAUAUUGAAGAAACCAAGGACGAGGAGGAACAAAAUCAACUACAACAAUUGAAAUGGAAACAAGCGCCCAUUGAGCAGUCAACAGAAUACACAAACGGUAUUGAUAUUCAGAUGGAAAAUCUUGAGGAAGACCCAGAGAAUUUGGAUCCAAAUGGCCCUACAGAUGAAGAGUUUGAGGCAUACCUAAACAGGUGCCGAGAAGAUCCUCAUUCAUUAGACAAUAUUCAAGACUGUAAUGAUGAAGAAGAAGUAAGCGAAGCAGAGGCAGAUGUACGGGACAUGCCUCAAUAUCUCCGACCACAGUCGGCAAACAAAGGCAUUCCGACAGGGACUCCAAAGACUGACGGACUCAAUAAUGCCUAUAUUCGGGCAAUUCAUACUAAUGGUGUCCACCACCUAGCCAUGGUUUAUUGUGUAUGCCAUGGAGCCAACAAUCUUCCUCUGGAUCUCAUUGCAAAAAAGCCAUCUCGAGAUGUCUGGCUUUCAGAAGGUAGUGGCAUGAUACCCGACCGCGCAGAGUAUCAUGCAUUUCUUAAAUCUGCUAUUGAGGCAUUGACAGGUGCUCCAUGCGAGAAUACAUUUCGAAUUGUCGGCAUUGCAUGUGCCCAACAUGGGUGCUAUGCUCCAAAUGCACUAGUUGAUCUUUUUAAAGAUGAGCAGCAGAAAAAUGUAGACUUUGCAUUUUUAGCUGCACUUGCAUCAACUGGUGUCCAUCCCGACCAAGGCACUAUGGUUAUAUAUGAUAUUGUCUGCUAG